AUGGAAAGGGAGCAUGCAAACUACGCGGAGCUUGCUGGUGGAGACGACGAUCGGACCACAGUGACGGACGAGAACGAACAAGAAGACGACGAUGAGGACGACCAAGACACACCCUCCCACACCAACGGGGCUGGUUCAGGUCGCUUCUCCCACACUUACACGCAAAUCCUUGCGUCGUGUCAAUGCUUCUUCUCCCUUCGGAUGCUUGGGACCAGAACAGGACACCCGAGCUCCUCCGGCGCUGCCGGCCUCGACCCUAUCACCCUCGUCGCAGACGCCGCUUCUGCUUCUGCUUCUGCUUCUGCUUCUGCUUCUGCUUCUGCUUCUGCUUCUGCCACGAGUCUCGACCCUCGACCUUUGCUACUGCUGCUGCCGCUGCUGCCACACGACACACUACUAUCAUGGGCCCAGAGAGCCACCUCCCAGGCGACCAUGUUCUCCUCCUGGCUGAAUAGCCUCCUCUUCUUCGUCCCCAUCGGCCUCUGGGCCUUCCUGACCGACAAGCCGCCCCUCGUCGUCUUCGCGACCAACGGCGUCGCCAUCGUGCCGCUGUCGUCGCUGCUCACCGGCGCCACCGAGAUGAUUGCCGAGGACGCCGGCGACACGGUCGGGGCGCUGCUGAACAUCACGCUGGGUAACCUCGUGGAGCUUAUCCUGUUAGUUGCGCUCAAGCACAAGCAGGUCCACGUCGUCCAGGCCUCGAUCCUCGGCUCGAUGCUCGUCAACCUGCUCCCGAUCCUCGGCACCGCUCUUUGCGUCAACGGCCUGAGACAGGAAGAUCCGGUGCUGAACGUCGCAGAGACGCAGCUCCUCAGCUGCCUCCUACUGGUAUCCGUCUUCGUGCUUCUGGUCCCGGUGAGUACGAUCCAACCUCCUUUACACCCUUCGAAAGCAAGCUCGGCUCACUGGUGCAAGGCCGCCUUCAAUUCCACAUUCGACGGGGCCGAAGGGGCGAGUGCCGCGAUGCUGCGAAUGAGCAGAGCGUCAGCCAUCGUGGUUCUCCUCAUCUACGUCCUCUACUUCGUCCAUGAGCUGAGGACUCACACCACGCCGAGCUCGUAUGAUCCCCCAAUGUCCGACAUCGAGCGAUGUCCUCCGGCAUUCCAGCGGACCAUCUCGCUGGACCCUCCCGCUCUUUCAUCCCGCACCAUUCGCUUCGUGGACGAGGAGAGUCGGCGACAGAAUCGAGCUGCAGCAGGCAACGGCGCGGCCCAGAUCGAGCUCGGGAACAUUGACGCCUCGACCUCCAACCUCGCCUCUGACGAUGACGACGACGAGACUUCCGAGGCCUUGCGACGAGGUCGUAAGGCUCAGAAGCUGAGCAGCUGCAGCAGCAGAUCGAGCUCGUGUGAUGAUGAAGCGGUGUGCUCCCGCAACCACUCCCUUUCUCGGUCUCGAUCAGUCACCGCUUCCGCACGAGGCCGCCGCAGCCGGGACCACUCAACUGUGAGCAUCGACCGCCAUAGCCUGUUGAUGCCGCCGGGUCUGGCGGGUCUGCGGAUCUUGCGGAGCGGCGGAACAAGCCUCGGCAACUCCGACAUCGAACGCGCAACCCCCCGUCGAUCGAACGGCGAAAAGGCCCUCUCCGUCCUCGUGCUCAUGAUCAGCUCGGCCCUGAUGUCCAUGUGCGCCGAGUUCCUCGUCGGCACCAUCGACGAGGUCACGCACCAGGGCCACCUGUCCGAGUCCUUCAUCGGCCUCAUCAUCCUCCCCGUUGUCGGCAACGUCGCCGAAUUCGUCACCGUCGUCACCGUCGCCCACAGGGACAAGAUCGACCUCGCCGUCGCCGUCGCCGUCGGCUCGUCCGUCCAGAUCGCCCUCUGCGUCGCGCCCCUGACCAUCAUCGCGGCGUGGAUCAUGAGGCGGGGGCUGUCCCUCAGUUUCAGCCUGUUCGAGGCCACCGCGUUGGUUGGCGCGGCCGUCGUCGUCAUCUUCUUCUUCCUCAGCGACGGAAGUAGUGUGUUGCGGAUGAGUCGCUUCAAGGGGGCCCUGAUGUGCGCAUGCUAUAUCAUCGUCGGGUGA
Colletotrichum higginsianum IMI 349063 is the source of this 2022-nucleotide messenger RNA. Its product is annotated as Vacuolar calcium ion transporter. Bases 1 to 2022 code for a protein of 673 amino acids. Gene Ontology annotation, molecular function: calcium:proton antiporter activity. The transcript is spliced from 3 exons. The record is from RefSeq and is a predicted model, not a curated record. NCBI's taxonomy places the organism in Eukaryota, Fungi, Ascomycota, Sordariomycetes, Glomerellales, Glomerellaceae. Gene Ontology annotation, biological process: calcium ion transmembrane transport; intracellular calcium ion homeostasis. Gene Ontology annotation, cellular component: fungal-type vacuole membrane.